AGUAAAUUAACAUUCAACCCAAUUGAAGACAAGUUCUUUCUGUCCAAAUCAAAACCAAAACCAGAAAUAAAAUUCAAUUGAGUAACAAGCAGUGGAGGAGAACACACUUAAAAUUCAGUCACCUAAUCUACUUUGAUAAAGUUUUUUUUUUGUUAUAUUUUUACAAGCAAAAUAGUAAAAAAAACAAUUAAAAUUGUUAAGUGUUUUCAAGUAUAAACAAAUAAAUACUUAUCCGUAAAACAAAACAAACCAAAAAAAAAAAACAAAAACUUUCCAUCAUGUCUAAAAUAUUUAAUGUGGUGGGUACACUUUUCAAGAAGCACCCCUUCCUAACCAACAGUGCAGUGUAUGGCAGUCUUUAUGUAGGAGCUGAAUUUUCCCAACAAUAUUUAACCAAAAGAGUGCUGGUGGAUAAAGAUUCCUUGAAACAGGACAUUGAUUAUGCCACAGUGGGUCGUUAUGCGGCAAUGGGAACUGUUGUUUAUGCACCUACGUUAUACAUAUGGUACAAAUGGUUGGAUCGUACAUUCCCUGGAACAGCCAAGAAAGUUAUAUUAAAAAAAUUGUUCAUUGAUCAAUUUGUGUUGACUCCCUAUUUAUUGACAGUGUUUUAUACAGGCAUGUCCUGGAUGGAGGGUCGUGAAGAUAUUACUCUGGAAUUAAAGCAAAAAUUCUUGCCCACUUUCGAAAGAUCCUGCAUGUUUUGGCUGCCCGCUCAAGUAUUCAAUUUCGUGUUGAUUCCUCCCAAAUUCCGUGUCAUUUAUAUGGGUGUUUGUGGUUUUGUUUGGGUGAAUAUUUUAUGCUGGAUUAAGAGACAACAAACUGAAACUACUGAAGAACAACCUGCCUUGACAGCAAAUUAAGGUUAUGAAGUAACAAGAUGAUAGCUGAAGAUGUAAACGAAUUGAUAUUAAACGCAUUCCAAAUAACAGAAUUUAUAGUUAGUUAGUAUUGUAAUUAAAAGUUUUAUAUAAGCACAAUUUUUACAGGGGCUUUGUUGUUGUUGUUUUUUCUCUGUAAGGGAAAUAAAUCAUUUUUUUCUAAGAAAAAUAUUU
Messenger RNA from Calliphora vicina (urban bluebottle blowfly), 1055 nucleotides. Its product is annotated as mpv17-like protein. Bases 279 to 863 code for a protein of 194 amino acids. Gene Ontology annotation, biological process: cellular response to reactive oxygen species. The transcript is spliced from 4 exons. NCBI's taxonomy places the organism in Eukaryota, Metazoa, Arthropoda, Insecta, Diptera, Calliphoridae. The record is from RefSeq and is a predicted model, not a curated record. Gene Ontology annotation, cellular component: mitochondrion; cytoplasm; membrane.